This is a messenger RNA of Oryzias melastigma (Indian medaka), 4285 nucleotides long. RefSeq names its product semaphorin-3F. The record is from RefSeq and is a predicted model, not a curated record. Gene Ontology annotation, molecular function: semaphorin receptor binding; chemorepellent activity. Gene Ontology annotation, biological process: neural crest cell migration; positive regulation of cell migration; semaphorin-plexin signaling pathway. The transcript is spliced from 19 exons. NCBI's taxonomy places the organism in Eukaryota, Metazoa, Chordata, Actinopteri, Beloniformes, Adrianichthyidae. The coding region runs from base 529 to 2928 and encodes 799 amino acids.
GUGUGUUUAAGCCAAACGGGUCUCGCAUCCACCUGCUUGCGCGCGCGCGCCCUUCCCUCGCGCCCAACUUUCCACACCGUCGCCGCGAGUGGAUCAUCUUCACUCCGCGAGGACUUUUUCUGUCUUUCUCUGGGUUUGCUUGUGGAUUCCUCUCAGAAACGUUACCGAACGACAGUGACUCUCCCCGUGGACACUAACCGUGUUGAACGAGCCUCUCUGUUUUGUCGGCGGUGAUUUCUCUCUCUUUCCCCCCUCCCUCCCUCUCUCUCUCCCUCUCUCUCUCUUCUUGACACAAGUGUGAAGCGAGCGCGCACGCGGCAGGUACGGACCGCCCCACCCCUCAAAGAAAAAAAAAGAAAAGCCUGUAAAAGCCGCGCGGGGGUUUCUGUCAUUAUUAUUUGUCUGAACUUAGAAACGGAGUGCCUCCUUCUUCUGUUGGAAUUCUAUGUUUGGAUCCGAAUUUAUUCUCGAAAAACAGAGUUAAAGAAGGAAAAACAAUUCUUGGUAUAACUGGAGGUUGGUUCCACCAUGAAGCUGGAGGCUCUGAGGACGAUCCAUGUCCUCCUGGUACUGUCUGGUUUGGCUCUUGGGAAUCAAUUGAGCAAUGAUGGUCUGGCUGCACCCAGAGUCUUUAUUUCCUUCAAAGAGCUGAGAUCAACGGGAACCGCCCAUCAGUUUGCCUACCUGAUCAAUACAUCCGACUUCCGGAUCCUUCGUAUGGAUGAGGACCACGAUCACAUGUAUGUUGGCAGCAAGGACCACAUCCUGUCCCUGGACCUUCAUGAUGUCAACAGGAACCCACGUAUUAUCCACUGGCCAGUGUCUGAACGAAGGAUGAUGGAAUGUCUCGUGAGUGGAAAAGAUGCCUUUGACGAGUGUGCAAACUUCAUUCGUCUCAUUGAACCGUGGAAUCGAACCCAUCUGUACGUCUGUGGGACAGGCGCUUAUAAUCCAGUGUGCACUUUUGUCAACCGUGGACGCAAAACCCAGACAUCCAUGUAUCUGCAGAUGGCUCAGGCCAGAGGAAGGGCUAGCCGUGCAGCUGAACCCAGUGCUGUGCACGAGACUCUUGGACUGAAGGAAGAAAUCUUCCAUUUGGAGCCAGGCACAGUGGAAUCUGGGAAGGGAAAGUGCUCAUACGACCCGAAGCUCAACAGUGUGUCAGCUUUAAUCAACGGUGAACUGUAUGCCGGGGUCUACGUUGACUUCAUGGGAACGGAUUCCGCCAUCUUCCGUACUUUGGGGACAAAGACCGCCAUGCGAACGGAUCAGUACAACUCCAGAUGGUUGAAUGACCCCACGUUCAUCCACGUUCACCUCAUUCCAGAUAGCGCAGAGAAAAACGAUGACAAGCUUUAUUUUUUCUUCCGAGAGAAGUCCUCGGAGAUGGGCCAGAGCCCCGUGACUCAGUCCCGCAUAGGACGCAUCUGUCUGAACGACGAUGGAGGUCACUGUUGUCUGGUCAACAAGUGGAGCACCUUCCUGAAGGCCCGGCUCAUCUGCUCGGUACCCGGAGCCGACGGCAUGGAAACGCACUUUGAUGAGCUCCGUGAUGUUUACAUCCAGCCCACGCAGGACACUAAAAACCCAGUCAUAUACGGCGUCUUUUCUGUCUCUGGGUCUGUGUUCAAGGGAUCAGCAGUCUGCGUGUAUUCUAUGGCUGACAUCCGCAUGGUCUUCAAUGGACCCUUCGCUCACAAAGAGGGGCCCAGUUACCAGUGGGUGUCCUAUACUGGGAAGAUUCCUUACCCCCGACCCGGCACAUGCCCUGGAGGUACGUUCACCCCCAACAUGAAGUCCACUAAGGAUUAUCCAGAUGAAGUCAUUAACUUCAUGAGGAAUCAUCCCGCCAUGAACAAUGCUGUGUACCCAGUACACAAGCGCCCCCUGGUGGUCCGCACCAAAGUGGACUAUGAGUUCACCACCAUUGCAGUGGACCAGGUGACGGCUGCAGAUGGCAACUAUGAGGUGCUCUUCUUAGGAACCGACAAGGGAACAGUUCAGAAAUUGAUUGUGCUGCCCAAAGAUGACCUGCAGACGGAGGAACUGGUUCUGGAGGAAGUGGAGGUUUUUAAGGUCCCCACUCCAAUAACAACAAUGAAGAUCUCCUCCAAAAGGCAACAGUUGUAUGUGUCUUCUGCCGUGGGGCUGACCCAGCUGGCUCUUCAUCGCUGCGACAUGUACGGUGAAGCCUGCGCCGACUGCUGUCUGGCUCGAGAUCCUUACUGCGCCUGGGAUGGAAAGUCCUGUUCGCGGUACUCCACUUCUCAAAAGAGGCACUACUGGUCUGACCCUUUUAGACGGAGCCGGCGGCAAGACGUCAAGUACGGGAACCCAAUUCGCCAGUGCAGAGGCUUCAACUCCAACGCCAAUAAGAACACUCUGGAGAUGGUCCAGUAUGGGGUAGAGGGAAGCAGCACCUUCCUGGAAUGUCAGGCUCGCUCCCCGCAUGCUGUCAUCAAAUGGCAUCUUCACAGAGACAACAGCGACCGCAGGAAAGAGAUGUGCUCUGAUGGUCGGAUUCUGAAGACGGACCAGGGGCUCCUCCUGCGCUCUCUGCAUCUCUCGGACUCCGGCUUGUACCAAUGCACAGCCACAGAGAAGAACUUUAAACACACGCUGGUCAAGCUGCAGCUGGUGGUGCUGUCGAGUCGGGCCAUCAACAACGCGCUGGUAGAUGGCGGCGGGGGGCUGGCGUCUCUGCACGCCAAUGCAGGCCAGUACAAGGACUUGCUGACCAUUUUGAGCCAGCCAGAGAUGAGUCUGAUCAAUCAGUACUGUCAGGACUACUGGCAGUUUGGAGACCCUCUGCUGGGCGCCCUCAAGCCCAAAGACCUGAGGGAGCUGAAGGAGCAGAAGAAGCCUCGCAAUCGCCGGCAUCACCAGAGCGGCAGGGAGGGAAAGGAGCACCAGGAAGCAGAGACAUGAAGGGACUACUUUGUCAGAAGCACCUUCAAACAAAACCUUCCCCCCACCUUCACCCCGUGGGAAACAGAAGAGACUCAAUAAGUGUAGCAACAUCAAAAAUAUAUCGAAAAAAAUCCACAAAAGGGAAACAGAGAGGAGACUUACAAAGAAAACCCACAUGCAUCCCCUCCAACAGUAAGAUAUAUGAUACACAGUAUUUAUUGUAGGUUGUAUAUAGUAUUAUUCUGUGGAUAUCUUUGUAUUUUUGUGUAUAGGUACCUUUUGGGGCAAAUAUUGUUGUUCAAUUUGUUGCUGCUGUUGCAAAAGUCAGCAUUGUGUAAACCUGAGAGCUGUCAGGAGCCUUUAGGAGCUGCAAGACGAUUCUUUUAGGAGGGAAACUGGCUUUUUUAAGUGGAGAGGGGUAGCUUUGUUUUUCAUUACUGGACAUUACUGCAGUGGUGUAGCUUCUUUUCAGAAUAAAAAACAGCAACAUAAAACAUCAGCAACCAGAAACAGUGAGGUUAUCUGAAAGGGACGAAUGGCAAUUUUUAAUGAUCUGAAGCUUCUUUUAACCAAGAUAUUAAGCUCAGCAGAACUUUACUCACUUAUGUUAGGUUGUGCUUUUCUUUUUAAGGGUUGUUAAAUGAAGCAGGGACUCCUGGGUGAGGUACCGUUGACCUCUUUGAAAAAUAAAAAGCAGCAUACAGUUUCUUUCUUUGUCUUGGAAUCCGAUGUCCAUGUUUAAAACAGAACGAUGUAACAAUCCUGUGAAACUAACCCCAAAUAUUGACUAUCGGGAAGCUGGCUUUCAUUGUGUGCAUGAAUCUGUGUUCGUUCUGUAAUUGUGAUGAGAUUGUCGUUAUUUUUUUUAUUUUUGUGGGUGUUCUGUGCGAUUACACAGGCUUUGGAAAAGGGAUCAAACCGAUGCUUUACGGAGGUUUUCAGUUCAAAUCUAAACUAUCACAUGAAGUUUGGUGGGUCACAAAAGACAAGUUUUUUAUUCUGCCUAUUUAUAAAAUAUUAUUACAGUAGAUUUGUUUAACUUUUAUCCAGAACUUGCCUGAAAGAAUUUCUCAAAUACUUCAUAAAAAAGGUUGUAAAAACUCAUUUAGUUUUUUUUUUUGUUGUUUUACAUCGUCGGACUUUAUAAAAAAAAAUACGGAAAAAACAAAGUGCACAGAGGUAAUGUUAUUGUUUGUGUAAAUUACUCUAUCUUCCAUUUCCAUUGUUGUUUAUGACUAAUAAAUUAAAGCUCUAUAUUUUCUAAGAAUGGAAUGCUCCCCCCCUUUCAUUGUCAACCGCUUGUUGCUGGAUGUUUUUCCGUGUUCUGCUUAGAAACCCGUGGAUCCGUGGAAUAAAGUUGUGCUUGUUGAACAGA